UAAAUCCACUUCCCCUCACCCCCAGUCACACCGUGGGUUGGCAUCACCACGCGCAAGGGGGGGAGCAGCGCCGACUUAUAACCUGUCGAAACAUGCCUGGCGUCGGUUUAAGUUUAGUUUUGGCCUACCUGGAGAGCGCAUUCAUUGGAAAGAGAACUUCUUGGAUGGAAAGAAGUAGGUUAGAAACCGUUGCGAGUCGGAUGAGAGUGCGCAAAAGGGAAGUUUCUAAGGCGAAAAAGGGAGACACAACGGAGAAAGAUUCCAAUCAGUUUCUUUCUCCGAUUCCGGCGUGUUCCAAUGGCCGCAGCUGAAAAUUUUUACUCUUGUGUUUUUUAUGAGGAAAACAAAUCAGCUAUCCCACUGGCCCAGUGUGAAUCAGAUCGAUCACCUCUUUUAACACUCUUGACAACAUGAUGCCAGAAGAACAGGAAAAGACAAAGUGGCAGAGGUUCGUUGACUAUGUCAAGCCUCCACCCAUGCCACUAGCAGAACACCGUACACUGAAAGAACGCUUGCAGUUCUUGAAGGAUCCAAAGUUUUUGAAGGUGUUACUACUGGGUCAAUGUAAGUAGAUCGAUCGCCUCCUUUGUUUUUUUCAUUCGACCCCUCUUU
Umbelopsis ramanniana AG is the source of this 612-nucleotide messenger RNA. RefSeq lists its product as uncharacterized. Bases 93 to 311 code for a protein of 72 amino acids. The record is from RefSeq and is a predicted model, not a curated record. Lineage: Eukaryota; Fungi; Mucoromycota; Umbelopsidomycetes; Umbelopsidales; Umbelopsidaceae. The transcript has a single exon.